Messenger RNA from Melanotaenia boesemani (Boeseman's rainbowfish), 2466 nucleotides. RefSeq names its product leucine-rich repeat-containing protein 17-like. The record is from RefSeq and is a predicted model, not a curated record. The transcript is spliced from 7 exons. Gene Ontology annotation, molecular function: protein binding. Lineage: Eukaryota; Metazoa; Chordata; Actinopteri; Atheriniformes; Melanotaeniidae. The coding region runs from base 480 to 1880 and encodes 466 amino acids. Gene Ontology annotation, cellular component: plasma membrane.
UGACUCUCCCAGACCUUGAGAUGUUUCUCCAUUUGCUCUGAGUGCGAAUGCUUAACAACAUAGUCAGAAACAAGCGUGGACACGUGCAAACAGAGAGAAGUGACAAACGCUUUUUCCUCUCCGCUGGAGAAGUUGAGUAGUUUAUAUACCAAACUAAGAGGACAUUAACAACUGACCUGAGUACAGCCGGACAGAUUGAGGUGGAUGAGAUUGUGGCACCCCUUUCCUGUUUUCAGGUAUAGAAAGCCUUUAUCUGUGAUUCUGCAGCAGUAUGCCAGACUCAGGUACUGAAGACUGAGGCAGUUUCUGUUGAGGAAAAGACGAUCAGAGGAUAAAUUAGCAGCUGUGUUUUGUCAACAAAAACACUGUUGGCCUUUAACCCAUUACUUCUGUUUCCAAGCCUGAGGACUUUCGCCACAAACUCCUGCUUUGGUUCAAGCACUUGUUGCUGAAAAACACAGAACCCUGCAGUGCUCAGGAUGCAUGUGAUCCACUGUCUCUUGAUAGCCUCUCUGCUCCUCCUGCUACUCCCAUCUGUUGAGAUGAAAAGACCAGGAAAAGGCAGAGGCCUUAAAAGAGCAAGGCACAAACUUACACGGGAAAAAGUCAGAGUGAGAGGUGGUAAACGUCACAGCCGAUCAGGCCCCGCUGGAUUUGUGUCACAUAUGUGUUCUGAGUCUAAAGAAUCUGGAAAAGUGUUUGUGGAUUGUCAGGACCAAGGUCUCACCUUCAUCCCCCCCUCAAAGGCCUGGUCUAGAGCACCCAAGCAUCUCCUUCUAGCCCGGAACCAAAUCAAAGUUCUCAAUGAUGGAGCCUUUCUUGGAUAUAAGAGUUUAAAAAGUCUGGACCUUCAGCAGAACCUGAUUUCUAACGUGGAAGAAGGGGCUUUCGAGGGCCUGACACGACUAACAACCCUUCUGCUGCAGCACAACCGCCUGGGAACGCUCAGUGAGGAAGUACUCAUCCCCAUGUCAAAUCUUCACUACCUCCGUUUGCACGAUAAUCCCUGGAAUUGUCUCUGCCCAAUGGAAAGUCUCAUACGUACUCUUCAAGUACCAAGCAACCGUAAUCUAGGAAAUCAUGCCAGGUGUGCAGAGCCCAUCAGGCUAAAAAACAGGAGGCUGAAGAAUGUUGAUCCUGAGUUACUAUGUAAAGAACCAAACUCGACCAGUGACCUAAAUAGUGACCUUGAGGAUCUAAUGGGCCCUGCAGAGCCCAGUCCGAUUCGCAGCAAACCAGAUGCUAUCGCACUUUGCCACAUCUACAUUAUUCCUGAAAUACUGAUGGACUGCAGUAACAGAGGUCUAACUGAGGUGCCCUCAGGUAUUCCAGAGGACGUUGUUCAGAUUGAUCUCUCCCAUAAUUCAAUCCAUCAUCUUAAACCCAGAGAUUUCCAAGGAGCAAAAAGCCUGAAAGUCCUUAACCUCAGUAAUAACAAUAUGGAGCACAUUGACACAGGUUCCCUUUCUGGGCUCUUGCACCUUAAUGAGCUGGACUUGUCACACAACAAUCUGCAUUUUGUUCAGUAUGGAGUUCUUGAAGAUCUUUACUUUCUGUCACAGCUAAAACUCAAAGCAAAUCCCUGGGUGUGUGACUACAGCAUCCACUACAUAGUGUACUGGCUGCGUCUGCACCCCAGAGUGAGGCACUCUGGCCUGCUGUGCCACUCUCCUCUUGAAUAUACUGGCCAAAGUGUGGAGGAGUAUGUUCAUUCCUACAACAGAGAUUGUUCAGACAGACAGCAUAGCAUAACAGUUCCAGACCAAACAGACUCUGAGCUUUGGGACACACUAAUGGAAGUACAGGGAGAGGUGGAAGAGGAGCUGGAGCCAAGCCACUUGAGAGCGCUACAGAAAUACCAGAUCAUUAGACUGGCAUGAAUCAAGUGAAAAUAUGACCUAAUAUGUGACUUUAUUAAGAUACUUUGUUUACUCUUAAAUAACCUCCUUUUAGUAUUGUAACACAGUCUGUAUCAGAUUGACAAAUAAUUUUUUGUUGUUGUUUUAUUUUUUUUGUCAGUAAAGAGUCACUUAAUUAAAUGUAUGAGAAAUAACAAUGUGAUGAUUAUGACUGUUACCAUAAAAGAACAUGACUUUUACUGGGUUAUACAAACCCAUGGACACUAUAAUAACAAGCAAUAAAAUCAGGGCAAACUCACUGAUAAACUUUAGGCUGGGCCAUUUUAAAGAUGUGCAGCAACGCAGGUUGAGAUGGAUCACAAAUGGACGGUAAUUCUGCAGAAUUUGCCUCGUUGUGCUGUCUGUUAUCCAAUCUUUCCCCGAUGAGAAGUUGAUCUAACAAGGACAAAAACUGUUUCAGCUAUAACUUUCAACAUUGAAAUGAAGAAAAAUGAACAGGGAUUGCUGUCUCAGUAGACCUGGCUCCACAGCAUGCCUGACUGGAUGAUAGAUUUCCACAUACAACAUACUUCAGCGCAGUUCAGUCGGUCUCUUAGUCCUAAAUACU